GGGCGCGCGAUUUCAGAACGCGGGAAGCGAAAGGCAGUGGUGGUGUCUGGAGGCCGCGCGCGGGGCCAAGUAUCCAGUACAGACAGGAUGGGAAUCCACGGCCUGGCCAAGCUGAUUGCAGACGCCGCGCCCAGUGCCAUCCGAGAGAACGACAUCAAGAGUUAUUUUGGCCGGAAGGUGGCCAUCGACGCCUCCAUGAGCAUCUACCAGUUCCUGAUUGCCGUGCGGCAGGGAGCUGACAUGCUGCAGAAUGAGGAAGGUGAGACCACCAGUCACCUGAUGGGCAUGUUUUACCGAACCAUCCGUAUGGUGGAGAAUGGUAUCAAACCAGUCUACGUCUUUGAUGGCAAACCCCCCGAGCUGAAGUCGGGUGAGCUGGCCAAGCGGACUGAGCGCCGGGCCGAGGCGGAGAAGCAGCUCCAGGAGGCCCAAGAGGCAGGGGAAGAGGACAAUGUGGAGAAAUUCAGCAAGAGGCUUGUCAAGGUAACAAAGCAGCACAAUGAUGAGUGCAAGAAGCUGCUGACCCUGAUGGGCAUUCCCUAUGUGGAGGCACCAGGUGAGGCUGAAGCCAGCUGUGCCACCUUAGUGAAAGCUGGCAAAGUCUAUGCAGCUGCCACUGAGGACAUGGACUGCCUGACCUUUGGCAGCCCCGUGCUGAUGCGGCACCUUACGGCCAGUGAGGCCAAGAAGCUCCCUAUCCAGGAAUUCCACCUGAACCGUGUGCUGCAGGACCUGGACCUAACAUGGGAGCAGUUUGUGGACCUGUGCAUCCUUCUGGGCUGUGACUACUGUGAGAGCAUACGUGGCAUUGGGCCUAAGCGUGCUGUGGAGCUCAUCAAGCAGCAUAAGACCAUUGAAAACAUUGUGCAGCACAUAGAUCCCAAGAAGUACCCCCUGCCUGAGAACUGGCUGCACAAGGAGGCCCAGCAGCUCUUCCUGCAGCCUGAUGUGGUGGACCCUGAAGCUGUGGAGCUGAAGUGGAGUGAGCCGGAUGAGGAUGGACUUGUCCUUUUUAUGUGUGGGGAGAAGCAGUUCAACGAAGAACGGAUCCGCAAUGGGAUCAAGAGGCUGAGCAAGAGCCGCCAAGGCAGCACUCAGGGCCGGCUGGAUGACUUCUUCAAGGUGACUGGCUCCAUCACCUCAGUCAAGCGUAAGGAGCCAGAACCCAAGGGCUCAGCCAAGAAGAAAGCAAAGGGCAAUAGUGCAGCAUCAAAAAAGUUCAAAAAGGGGAAAUAACCAGACCUUCCAGAACUGUCCUAGUUCUCUUCCACUCCCAAAUCCUCCAGGGGUUUAAAUUUGAUAGAAGAUCCCGUAUUCUUCCUGCACUGCUCUGAAUGGUACCUGUGCUGCUUCCGCUCCCCCAUAUAAUGCUUCCCUGUCAGUGAACCAGAUGACACUCUUGUAGCACAGAAGCAGUAUAGGCACAAUGCUGAGGGAAGAGAGGACAAAAUUAGUGGAAGGGUGGGGGAAUUAGGAGGAGUAGGACAUAUUGACAAACUAAGGCGUGAGGGACCUGUACUAGCAAUCCAGUGACAGUGUUCAUCAGCUUCAGACUUACUUUGUCCAAGGCCAGACUAGGGUGCUGCAAAAAUUGUGCACAGGCAACACCUUGUGUUACUCUCAAGCAGUUCCCUCUGGCUUACUGAAGGAGUGCUGUUGACUAGCCAUGAUACAAACCAAACCCAAAUACUGAAAAGGAGGAUGUCAGCCAAAUGGACCAAGAAAUCAGCUCAAAGUAGUGUGUGGAAGAGAUGGAGUCUGAAGCAGAAAGUGGGGAAGAAAUGUGUAAAAUCCAAAUGUGGGGGAGGGAGGUAGAGAGCUACAGAAAGAAGGGAAUUUGUUACUUUAAUGGGGAUCCUCUAUGGUCUUCCUUCACUUAUCUGUGUGUAUUAGAUUGGUAAUUAAGUGAUUGAUGGAGAGACAACGUAGAAAUUUAAAAUCCUCUUGAAGUUUUAAACUCUCCCCCUCCCCUAUUUAUAGAAGUAUCUGAUCAGGGAGAGGAAGAUUCUUCCCCCCACAGGAAGUACUGAAAUUUAACCAUUUGAUGCAGAUUGUUUUGGUUCCAUUCCAUAUCCCAGCCCUGUGUUGGUUUGGUCCCAAUAUGUAAAUGAGGAGGAGCUGUGAAGGAAUUGUAACUUCCCAGGUUUAACAUUUGUCACUAGAUUUUAUUUUAUUUUUUAAGUUUUGAAGAAAAACAUUAAUAAACCUAAAAAUGGAAAACUGUUCAGUUGUUCAUUUGGGUUUGAAAUAGCUGCUUCACUGCAGCCCAUUCCAAAGAAAAAGUUACUCAAAUGGAAUAAAGGUUAGAAAUCCAGAGGAAUAAUGCAAGGUGAGAAAAACCUUGAACAUUAUCCCAGCCCUUCUCACAAGCUGCAUUCAUUUUAGCAGAGAUUUCCAGGCUUUGUGGAAUGUGAAGGAGCUAGGAUUUAGGAAAAGACAUUUGGUCUUCCCUUGUGCCAUUCUCUGCUUCUCCAAACUGUACAGGGGACCUAAUACUCUUUGCAUUUUCCAUUAUAAAAGUGCUGUACAAACAUGA
This is a messenger RNA of Chelonoidis abingdonii (Abingdon island giant tortoise), 2536 nucleotides long. RefSeq names its product flap structure-specific endonuclease 1 (gene FEN1). Gene Ontology annotation, molecular function: 5'-flap endonuclease activity; 5'-3' exonuclease activity; magnesium ion binding. Gene Ontology annotation, cellular component: nucleus. Lineage: Eukaryota; Metazoa; Chordata; Testudines; Testudinidae. The record is from RefSeq and is a predicted model, not a curated record.